Molecule: messenger RNA, 7241 nt
Organism: Cataglyphis hispanica
Lineage: Eukaryota; Metazoa; Arthropoda; Insecta; Hymenoptera; Formicidae
Gene: hzg
Product: carboxy-terminal domain RNA polymerase II polypeptide A small phosphatase 1
Exons: 4
Coding region: 80-967 (295 amino acids)
Molecular function (GO): RNA polymerase II CTD heptapeptide repeat phosphatase activity
Source: RefSeq, a predicted model, not a curated record
CUGCCGUCGAUUGGCGCGCGCGCGCGCGCGUUAACGGAAUUCGCGAUCGUGCACGCAGGGACCACCGACUAAUGUUUAAAUGGACGCAUCGUCCAUUAUCACCCAAGUGUCGCGGGAUGACGAGCUCGGCGCAUUCAACAGCGAGAAAGCUCAAUUACCUCGGGAAAAUGAAGCAGCCAGCAAUAGUCCAUCGAGCGGCAAGAAGCCGAGGGGGCGCGGACUUCUGCGCUCUCUGCUCUGCUGUUUCGGAAGAGGUCGUGGUGGCAGUUCAAAAAGCUCCAAAUCGAGUUCUCUACAGGGAGACGGUCGUGGUUCGCCGCCACCAGGCACUGGAUCUCCGAGAUUUCUUCUGCCACCGGUUAAGCACCAAGACAUGCACAAGAAGUGCAUGGUAAUUGAUUUGGAUGAGACUCUGGUGCAUAGUUCUUUCAAACCAAUCAACAAUGCGGACUUUGUUGUUCCUGUAGAGAUUGAUGGAACAGUACAUCAAGUGUACGUUUUAAAGAGGCCUUAUGUGGACGAGUUUUUGCAGAGAAUGGGUGAAUUAUACGAAUGUGUAUUGUUCACUGCAAGCUUAGCUAAGUAUGCAGACCCAGUGGCAGAUCUAUUAGAUCGAUGGGGUGUAUUCAGAGCAAGAUUAUUCAGAGAAUCCUGUGUGUUUCAUAGAGGAAAUUAUGUUAAGGAUUUGAACAAAUUAGGUCGUGAUUUACAGCAAAUCAUUAUUGUAGAUAAUAGUCCUGCCAGUUACAUUUUUCAUCCAGAUAACGCGGUUCCAGUAGCAUCUUGGUUUGAUGAUAUGACGGAUUCCGAGUUACUGGAUUUAAUUCCCUUUUUCGAGAAGCUCAGCAAUGUGGACAAUAUCUACACAGUGUUGUGCAACAGCAAUCAUCCUUACAAUCAGGUGCCCGCGCAGACGGUGCAAAAUAAUCAGAAUCCGCCGGGAUUAGGCUCGCUGGCUGCUUCCUAGCCCCAUCUAAAUCCUGGCAACACAGCCAGUCUUGUCGCUCAAUGCACCUUCCAGAGAAUCCUGAGGGGACUGCUCCAUGUGAGUCACUUGCUGUGCAGCGAAGAACCUCGAAGUGCUCCCCCUUGUUGACCUUUGGAAGAACCGCUCCAUUAAGCGGAACUGAAUGUCCUAUACCUUCAAAACGCGUCAUUCAAGUCAACACACAGUGACAUGUAGCUGCUGAUAUCCUUCUUCCUGGCGAGAAAUGCAAUGAAGACUGAGUCAGCUUUGAAGCGUGAGUGUUCUUCCAUUUUGCAUCAGGCAUCAAAGACGACAAACUGUAUCAGGCCUGUCUGCAUGGACAAUACGCGUGCUCGAGAAAAGGAAUCUAGCAAAGGAUAAAAUCUCCAUCAAUAGUAGAAACUGCUUGCAGGAAAGUCACAAGAAAGGAAAGAGACGGUUAGAAUUAACAAUGGUGAUUGUAUACUGUGAAAGGAUAUAUGAAGAUACAAGAGAGAAGAAAGAAGAGAGCUUGCUUCGAGUUAUUUGAUGGGCUAUAUUGUGCUAUUGCCAUUUAGUUUUUCUGUUUAGAUCAAAACACUACAAGCUUUCUAUUCAAUUAGAUCCAAUUACAAAGAAGACAUCAAUGCUCCGACUAUGUUUUUGCAUGCUUUUGACUCAAUGCUUACAGAAUGUUGAAAAAGGGUAACAGUAGCAGGUAGAAUUGGAACUUAUAUAUUUAACUUGAUGUAAAAUGUAAAAAUUUUAUUUUGAUUAUCAUUUUAAUUGUUUUUCAAACCAGUAUUUUCUUUCUUUUUUUUUUUUUUUAUAAAAACUCAAAAUAUUUUAGAAUUUAAUAUCAAAACAUUUUGAAUUCUUAAAGUGUAGGAAUAUAAACAUUAAGAUAAAUGUCUUAAGAAUCAUAGAUAACUAUGAGCGUUCAAGAGCAUUUGAGAAAAUAGAAUUUUAAAUAUAAUUUAGGAUACCAACAUUUUAAAUAUUAAAACAUUAUACUAGAAAUUCUUAAAAAAUAAUUAAUAUGUUUUUUACCUAUUUGAGAAGCUUUGAAAGCUUGAGAGCUAAAUAUGUAAUCGGAUUUUUAAAAAAAUCUAAAAUUUUUUUGAAAGAUAUUUGUUAUUUUCCAAGAACAUUAUAAUCUAAGAUUUGAAAAAGCUCAAGUUUAUAUAUAUUAUAUAUAUAAAAUACAAUGUGAUCAACUAUAACUACUCGCUUUACACUGCCGAGGAAUAGGAACAAUUUCAUAUUCAGUCGUGCAAACUUUUGUUUCUGAUUUCUAGAGAAUGUCAUAAAUUACUUGAAUCAGAUGACAAAAGAUAUUUUCAAAACCUAUUGCAUAGAAAUUGGUAUCUCUACAAAAUAAAUUGUAAGAUUUAUUAAACUUUUUAAUUGCUAUUAUUAAUAAUACUACUAUAUAUUUUUUUAAAGCAUCUAUGAGUCAUAUCAAGGCUUGUGCCAUUCGAAAAAAUUGAGAUUGCAAAUUAAGCAUUUUCUAAAUAUCGCAUUUUGAUAUUGCGUUAGGUACAUUUCCUGCUGCUGGUAUACCUUUUAUAAGACGCUCUGUAUGUGGCAUUUAGAACAGUGACAUUGAAAUUUUACACGGGUAUGUAUUACCAUUUUUCUUAUAAAUUUUCUCUAUAUAAUAUUUGUUUGAACAUAAACAUUUUUAUCUUUAUUUUUAUUUUAUUUAUCCAAUCAUGUUAAUAAAUAAAUACAAUUGCGUGUGUACUCUUCUUUCUGAAAUAUUUAUUUGAGUAAAACAUUUUAAUUAGAGAGAGAGAGAGAGAGAGAGAGAGAUUUAUAUAUAUCCAAAUAUAUUAAUUUCAGUUUUUAUCCAGCAGCAAAAUUCUUUUCUAAUGUUUGCCAAAAAAUUUGAGCAAAUUUAAAAUGAUGAUACAGGAAUUGAAGAUUGUUGAUUAAAUUCAUUGAAAAAUAUUUACUGAUUUAUAGACAAAUUUUAUACACUUUACAGAGAUUGCAUAAAUUGAUAAAAUUAUUUUUGUUUUACUGAAAAAGAAAAAUAAAUCAAUUUUUUAAUAAUUAAUUAAGAAUAAUCAUGGAUCACAUCAUUGCAUAUUAUUGCCAAUAUUGAUAAAUUGAACUGGGCCAAUGCAUAUCAUUCUUUCCCUCCAAGCUACGAAGUCUUAUAUGAUCAUUCGUUUUCUUGGUGCAAGAAAAUGUGACAACUAGUUUAAUAAUUUGCACUUGUUAUUUUCUUUAACAUAUAUAUUUUAUAUAUAUUGUCUAUAUAUAUAUAUAUAUAUAUAUAUAUAUAUAUAUUUCUUUGAUUUGAAUAUUAAUCUUUUUAUUUACAAUUUUCUUAUUAUGAACAAAACUGAUUGCUAAUAAUUGUCAGAGCUGUUGGAUACACAUGAUUGUAUUGCUAUUGAGAAAGAAAUGAGACAAAGGAAAGAAUUUAUGCUGUAAAAUUGAAUUCUUAAUUUUUGCGAUCAAGGAUUAAAUUUAAUUUUAAUUUUAUCGUCUUCUUUUAGAUUCUAUAGUUUGUUUUUUAAAUCGCUUAUUUCUUAAAAAAUGAAACGCGUGUAUUAUAUGCAUGAAAAAAUAUAUAUUUUAAAAUUAUAUUUUGCGAAAAUUUAACCAUUAACACAUUUUCUUGCUCCAUUCCGAAACGAAUCGCAUGAUGAUGUCAUUAACAAAUUAGAAUAAUUUAGAUGUAGCCCUUGAAGGGCAAUAGAUAAGCGGCGGUAAUAUCCCUACGUAUGUGCAUAUAUUUACUAACGUGUAAUUUGUAAAUGAUCACAGUUGCUUGAAACCGAGCAUAACAAAUGUACAAAUUGCAUUGUACUAUCAUAAUCAUUCAGAUUGUUAUUAUUCUUUUGCUUUUACUUUUGUUAAUAUUAUUUUUAUUAUUUUAUCAUUAUAUUAUUAUAAAUAUCCACAUUAAUGUCGUUACUCUAACGUAAAAAAAAGCGAAAUUUUUUUAUUCUGCACGCUAUUUGCUGUAAAGUUAUAUUCAAGCCGACUUAAACAGGAAAUAUUUUUCUUGAAAUUAAUUUUAGAUAAAAACUAAUUUUUUUGUACUUUUGCAUUAAAGUAACGACAUUAUUAUUGAUAUAUUCAGUGAGUUAGUAUUAUCAAUAUUAGCUUGUGUGUGUAUAUGCGUAUUAAACUCGGCGUCUGCUGUUUUAUCUUUUCUUCCUGGCCUGAAUGUAGGGUAGAUCAAAAAUCAUGGUGCACCUAAUAAGGUGAUUUUUUGUUGACAUAAGCAAUUUAAAUAUGCAAAGACCAAAUUUUUUAAUUUAAAAAUGUAAGUACCUAAAAAUCUUUAUUUCUGGAACUGGGAAUUUCUGAAUUUAAAAAAAAUGUAAUGAUUUAUCAAAGAAUAAAUAAACUAUAAAUUUAAAAAUGUGAGAUUCUGGACAUAAAAAAAUGUUACAUAUUCAGAAACGGUAUUAAUAUAACCGAUAAUAAUCAUGCAGCAUUUCAUGUGUAGCAUUUUCAAUAUCUAAAAAUAAGACUCAAGGAUGUAAUAUGCACUUACGAGAAAAAUUGAAAAGGGUGAUUUACUUAUGAUAAAAUGAAAAAGUUGAUAUAUGUACGCAUAUUAGAAAUUGCUAUCAACAAAAAAAAUAUUUCGAAAAAACAAAGUUACUUGUACAGAAAAAAUUUGUUUUUUCGAAUUAUUUUAUCAGAAAAUGGUUUCCCCUUCCACAGAUAUUGUAGAUUUUUGAACUACCUUGUGUACUUUAUAUUUUAUCGAAAUAAUGAUAACUUCUCUGAGAGAGAUGUCUAAUCGUUCGAAUUAUCAUUUCUACUUAAAAUAGAAAGAGAUUUAAUGCGAAAAGAUUUUUGAUAUGGCUUCCAAUUCUUCCAUCCUUCUGUACUUAGUAAGUGUAACGAUGUUUCUUGUAAACGUUAUUGUGCGCGAACGCAUGUAUUAUAAAAUUUUCUUUGUAUAAUGCCCAUCGAAUUAACUCCAUAUGUACGAUUGUACAAAUCUCUGCACGAUUCAAGAAUCCGAGAAUCCAUAGAUCUAAGUCGAAAACUGAAACGAGUUAAAAGAGUUAUAAAAUUCAUGGAUCUACUCGAAAAGGAGCCAAUAAUAUUAGAAUUGCAAUUGAGUAUUCUAAAAUCCGAGACUUUAAAGAUGUAAGAAUCGAUGAAUGUAUACAAGUGUGCAAUUAUUCGAUACAAUGUGUGAUAAAAAUUUAUUAGUAUAGUAAUCUAUGAUGUAAUUAAGAAUCGUGGAAAAAACGAUUAAAGAUUUUAAGGAUAUAGUCUUUAGAGUUUUAAUGUUAAAUGGAAUAUCCAAUCAGAAGAAUUGAGAGAGCCUACCAAAGAUUCAAGAAAAAAUUUGAAAAGUUAAUUAUAAGAAAUUAAAAAUAUCCAGAGAUGUGAGAAAUGAAAAAUUUAGGAAUUUAAAAAUUUUGAAUAGAUUAGGAAUUCAAAGAGCCAAUGACCCAAAGGUUUGAAGCUAUAAAAAUGCACGCACACACAGAUCAAAAUACUUACAAAGAAAAAUCUAAGGAUUCAAGGAUGUAUCUUUUAGCUAUAUUAUAUAUAUAUUAUUAUUAUUACGUUAUUGCGUAUGAAAAGUCUGUUUUUAAUUUAGACUGAUAUAAUUUCAAAAAAUUUUUAACAGAAUUAGAGAUACAGAUUAUUUUUUAUAAAAAAAUAUUUUAAUAUACUCAUACCCACAGCUACACAAAAGAUAUGUACGGCAUUUAAAAAACUAAAAAUUAAAGCGGUUACUUUAUUUAUUCAUUAGCAAGAAAUAAAAUAUAUAUAUUAGCAUUAUACACUUUUCUAUAUUUAUAAAUUUUAUAAUUUAGCAACAUUAUAUUAAUAAAUGUAAUAUAAAAUGUUCUUAAUAAUAUUAAUAAAUUCAAUACAUGCGUGCGUCGGAAUAAUUUUGUAACUUGCCAUUAAAUCUUAAAAAUUUAAAAUAAUUCGUGCGCUUAAUAAAUAAAUUUACAGAUUAUUAAUUUGCAGAACAGCUUUUUACCAUAUACUUUCAAAUUCAAUGUAAACAUCAAAAAAUAUAUAAUAAAAUACAAGAAUAUUACAAGUAAAUAUAUAUUAAAUAUAUUAGAAGAAAGAAAUUAGAUGUCCAAAACUAAUAUAAAAGUUGGAAAUUUGUGGAUUUAAAUUAUCCUGGAAAUCAAAAAAUAAAUUAGAUUUUAAUAUUCUGGAAUUUAAAAAAAUGUUAGUUGUAGAAUAAAGAAUUAAAAAUUUGAUAAGUUCUAUAAGCUUAUUAAACGCGGGAAAUUAGAAAAUUUGAUAUUUCAUACGCAAACACGUAAUAUAUGAAUAGCUACUUGAAGCAAGGAAAAAUGCGAGUGAGAAAGUAUUACCGAUAAUGUUCUCAAUCUUAAAAUUGUAAUCACAAGGAUUUCGAGUCGCUGCUUUGCUGUGCAUAUUGAAGCGACAAAUAUGUAAAAAAUAUACAAUACGUAUAUAUAUAUACAUUUAAAAAACGGCAGAAGCAGAGAAUGCGCGUAUGUAUAUGUGUAAAUAUACAUUCGUAUGUUCUGUAUGCGUGUGUGUGUAUGCAAUGUAAAAAGAAUAGCGUUCGAGGCUUUCGCCGAGUGAAACGGCCGCCAAUUCGUGUCGAGACUUUUUUAUAUAUACGAAUCCAGAAAAUUUCUUAACAAAAAUAAAAGAAUAAAAAAAUGCGAUAAAAGCGACUGUUAUGCGCGGCUUUUGCGCAUCGUAAAAUAUUAGAAACAGUUGCUUUAUAUUAACAAUUGUAUUAUUAUUAUUAUUGGGCGAACUUUGUCUUAUAAAGAAUUUUUUUUUCAUGAUUUAGAUUUUCACCCGUUGAAGGCCCGCUUCAUCGCAACAAUAAAGUAGCAUGGUCCUAUUUACAUCGACAGCGUUUAGCACGAAAUGCGGCUAUCCGAUUAUGGUUCCAAAAUAGAAUUUUACAAUUAUAUGUACAGUAAAGAUUUUAUAUAUAUAUAUAUAUAUAUAUAUAUUUUCUCAUUUUAUUUCAUAAUUUUUUUCAUGACUAUGUGCUUUUAUAAGAACGUAGGUCAUCUCGGGAAUUUCUGUAGAUUUCUCCCUUGCUUUUGACGUCAUCGAACUAUGUAUAUAUAUAGCCAAAUCGAUUCUCAUACCGCGUUAAAAAGUUCAAGAUCAAUUGACUACAUUUAGCGCUAAACGCAGCGUCAACCUUAGAAUACUAAUCAUACUUUUAAGACAUUUAACAUUAAUCAUACGUUAAAUUUACGUAUGUUGAGAUUUUUCCCGAAGAAAAAAAUGUCGAAAAAGAAAGAGAGAGAGACGAGAAAAAUAAACUUUUAUUAAAAAUAAA